CGAAAGUACCCAGGAUGACGAGGAUGCGGACGAACUGCACGGUACCAUCAUGGAUACCCUCCUUGAGAAAUUAAGAUCGAGUGCUGCUAAAUCUUCAGAUACCAAGUCAUCAGAAGACACCGGAUCAGCCACCAGCCGAGAUAAACGAGUGGACAGAAGAAGGAAGGCGCUCUCGUUUUACUCAUCACCGUCGGUAGACCAAUUGGAGGAUAACAGCAAGAACGGAUCUGAGCUUUCAUUCAAUGACUAUGAAAGUGUGAAUGAUUUGAAGAGAAGAUUAACUCGAAGAAGAAAGGAUGGAGUUGGGGGAAAUCACAGCUCCUCGUCGGUGAACAGUGAUACCACACUUUUAAGAACACAAGCUAUGCUUAGCCGGUUAAGACAGGAAGAGUUAAAGAGUGGUGAGUUAUCGGUGUCGUCAGACUAAACACAGCCCUAUUAUAGAUUAAUAAACGAGAAAUGAUUUAUUUUGCAGCCGUAGGAGGACGAGUCAGAAUUGAGUCAAAAUUGACUCUUCCCUGACAGCCGCACGCCCUGUCACCGCUACCACCACCAGAGUCACAUGCCGAUUCGCUCCCGAGUCACACCCGAGUCACGGGCCCUCUGACUCUGGUGCCGGGUGCCCUUUAUCAGUAAUUUAACGUCUGAUUCCAAAUCAGGAUCCUGUUUUAUACCUACCAACACUCACACAUAUCGAAUCACCUCCAGAAACCCAUUUUUAAACUUCCAACCAUUGAUGGCUACAACCCUGGUACCUCCGGACCCCUCGGCCAAUCAUCGUCUCCCGUUCGGUGACUCACCUCCGGCGAAAAUUUUUCCAACCACUGUGGAAACUCGCCCAGCCGACCUCCUGCACACGCGCCCUCAUCUCUAAAAUAUAUUUUCAGUUACUCAACCUAGUAUAUAAUCUAGUGAAUCUUCUUCAA
Molecule: messenger RNA, 926 nt
Organism: Yamadazyma tenuis ATCC 10573
Lineage: Eukaryota; Fungi; Ascomycota; Pichiomycetes; Serinales; Debaryomycetaceae
Source: RefSeq, a predicted model, not a curated record